This is a messenger RNA of Oncorhynchus masou masou (cherry salmon), 1183 nucleotides long. RefSeq names its product proteasome (prosome, macropain) assembly chaperone 2 (gene psmg2). The record is from RefSeq and is a predicted model, not a curated record. Gene Ontology annotation, cellular component: cytosol; nucleus. Gene Ontology annotation, biological process: proteasome assembly. Lineage: Eukaryota; Metazoa; Chordata; Actinopteri; Salmoniformes; Salmonidae. The transcript is spliced from 7 exons. Bases 117 to 914 code for a protein of 265 amino acids.
GAUGUUCUUAAAGGCCCAUUUCCAGUUUGCAAGAAGUGAAAGCACAUUUAUUACAACCAAAACACUCUGAAAGUGGUUGAUUGAACAGUAAUUUAAUUGUUUAAUUCUCAACACACAUGAUGUUUGUCGCGGCAGAAUCCACCCCAACGUCUUUUAAAGACUUUACCCUGAUUAUGCCAGUAAUCUCUGUUGGAAAUGUGGGGCAGCUGGCAGUGGACCUGAUUGUUUCUACGCUCAACAUGUGUCGAGUCGGAUACAUCCACACUGACUGUCUCAUCCCUAUGGCAGGGAACAACCCUUAUGCUACAUUCGCUGAGAACGCCAACGACCUCAGUACCAAUGCAGAAGUGUACUCUUCUCCAGAGUUGAGGUUGGCAGUUCUUCAGAUCAGAACCCCAAUUAUCCAGACAAAGUCCAAGAAGUUCUGUAAGCUGAUGGUGUCUUGGAUCAAAGCCAGUGGUUUCUCCAGGACUGUCGUGCUGUCCAGCAGUCAUGCUUACCAGAGGGAUGACCAACAGCUACUGGGGUCUCCCCUGCGUUACCUGCAGACUCCCUCCAUGCAGAAGGUGACUGGUGACCGGCUGAAGGAGAUGGAGUGGAAGGAGAUGGAGACAGUAUCUACCUUCCCUGGGGUUACUGACUCAGAGCAGCGCCUCUAUAUACCUGGAGGGGGCGCCACUAAAGGCCUCUUCACUGACAGCUGUGCUGAGGACAUUCCUCUGGUGGUGGUGCUGAUCUUCUGCUCUGAAGGAGACAACAUCCCAGACGCCUUCACUCUCCUCAACCACCUCAACACCUGGCUCCACCUAGUGGACGCACCUGUAAGUGCUUGUGCCCAGACGCAGCCAAAGUGGAGGAUACCAGCAUCAUGGAGGCUUCUCUUUGGCAGUGGCAUCCCCCCUGCACUCUUCUAAAUCACCUAGUGGAAUCACCCCCUGCCCCAACUCUCCUAAAUCACCCAGUGGAAUCUCCCCUGCCCCAACACCCCUCCCCCACCCUCUCCAGAAAUUGGUGACUCGACCCAGAUUAUAGGUUGGUCUGAAUGUUUUGAAAAUGGGUGACAGCAUCUUUGGUGUUAUGAGUCCAGGUUUAUAGUCCUGAAGUGUGCCUAGUGGUUAUCAUUACCUACCCUGGUGAUGAGAAUCAAUAUUUACUCUACGGUUAUUAAAGGUAUUAAAUAAUC